UCACAGUUUAGCAGAGGGAACACCUACAUCGCCGGUUCCUUCUCCUCAACUCUUCGCCAGGCUUUCUUCAUCCUCUCCGUCUUCCUUCCCCUGACCUCCCAUCCACCCCGCCCGCAACUACAAGCAACCCCCGAUCCAGUCCGUUCAGCCUCCAGGCGAAUGGUCGCGAACCACGAGUCGGAGGCGGCAUCGGCGGCAGCGCCCGGGGCAGGGACGACGGUGGACCCGAUGCGGCUGGCGUCACGGUGGCGGUCCCCGGCGGAGUGGGAGUUCGCGGCGGCGGAGCUGGAUUCUGAGCCGCUCCCGUCCGAGCUCAACACCGUCAACAGCUCGGGCCUUUUCGCCGUCGUCUCCACCGACAAGUUGUCCGUCAAAUACCUCGGCAGCUAUCACCAUGGCCACGACGUCGGGGUCGUGCAAGCCGACCGCCCCGCGCCCACACGCCGGGCCGUGUACUAUUUUGAGAUGGGGGUCAAGAACGCCGGCUACAAGGGGCAGACCUCCAUCGGUUUCACAAGCGGAAGCUUCAAGAUGCGGCGACAACCGGGUUGGGAGUCUAACAGUUGUGGAUACCAUGGUGAUGAUGGCUAUCUUUACCGAGGUCAAGGGAAAGGUGAACCAUUCGGGCCCAAAUUUACAUCUGGCGACACAAUUGGUGCUGGCAUCAACUACUUGUCACAAGAAUUUUUCUUCACGAAAAAUGGAUCUCUGGUUGGAGCCUUUCCAAAAGACAUUAAAGGCCCACUAUAUCCUACCGUUGCUGUUCAUAGUCAGGGUGAAGAGUUGACUGUAAACUUUGGAAAAGAGCCAUUCUGUUUUGACAUUGAGGGUUACAUACUCGAAGAGAAAAUGAGGCAACAAUCGAUGACAGACAAAAUGAAGUUGGAAGAGAACAUCAGUCAUGUGAUUGUCCGUUCAUAUCUCCUACAUUAUGGUUAUCAAGAUACAUUAAAUUCUUUUGAUAUGGCAAAUGCAACUGACCCCCCUGGCAGUCGCCAAAAUGGACAUAGGGAACCUCCAGAAAUGUAUGGUCUUAGCCACAGAAAAAUUCUGCGUCAGCUUAUCAUGAGCGGAGAUAUUGACUCUACAUUCAAAAGACUAGAGGAGUGGUAUCCACAAGUCAUAAAGGAUGAGAAAUCGGUUAUUUGCUUCUUACUCCAUUCUCAGAGAUUCAUAGAAUAUAUCAGGGCUGAACAACUGGAGGAUGCUGUGACAUAUGCACGUGCUAACCUGGCAAGCUUCUUGACGCACAAAGCUUUCGAGGGGUUGCUGAAGGAGAGUGUGGCCCUGCUUGCGUAUGAGAAGCCUGCAGAAUCAUGCAUCGGAUACCUGCUGGACUGCCCCCAGCGUGAAUUCGUGGCGGACGCAGUGAACGCAGCUGUCCUGUCUACGAACCCCGCCAUGAAGGACCCUGAGAGCUGUCUUUACUCAUGUCUCGAGAGGUUACUAAGGCAGCUCACAGUAUGUAGCUUUGAGCGACGCGCAUUCAACAACGACCAAGGAGAUGCAUUCUUACUUCACAAAGAAGUGCGCAACUGUGAAAGGUCCCAGCGUUCAUAGGCACAUCUCAGAAUUCGACUCAGAUGUUAGACUCCAACUGCUGUUUGGCACGAGCAAGCACAGAUCCUUCCUUUUGAAGGUCUGCAGCGUCCCUGGGCUUUCUGAAUUCCGAUAGGUGUACACUCAAUUGCACAGAGCUCUGAAGGGGUUUCCUUCCUGUAAUCAGAAAACUCGUUCAGAAUCGGCCAACGUGUCUGUUCCCGUAUUCUCUGGCUGGCUAAUAGACCGUUUGAUGUUGUGAAUGCUAAAAACGCUUCAACAUAUGUUCUUUACCUCUG
This is a messenger RNA of Panicum hallii, 1838 nucleotides long. RefSeq names its product ran-binding protein M homolog. Bases 160 to 1560 code for a protein of 466 amino acids. Gene Ontology annotation, molecular function: protein binding. The record is from RefSeq and is a predicted model, not a curated record. The transcript has 11 exons. Lineage: Eukaryota; Viridiplantae; Streptophyta; Magnoliopsida; Poales; Poaceae. Gene Ontology annotation, cellular component: cytoplasm. Gene Ontology annotation, biological process: cell surface receptor signaling pathway; cytoskeleton organization.